This is a messenger RNA of Ruditapes philippinarum (Manila clam), 1284 nucleotides long. Its product is annotated as Ig-like V-type domain-containing protein FAM187A. The record is from RefSeq and is a predicted model, not a curated record. Bases 1 to 1284 code for a protein of 427 amino acids. The transcript is spliced from 4 exons. Lineage: Eukaryota; Metazoa; Mollusca; Bivalvia; Venerida; Veneridae.
AUGAAAGGAAAUCACACUUUGGAAUCGAGACACAGGCGUUCUCUUUCUCUCGGAAGUUUUAAUCGCAUGCAGGCAAACUGGAAAUAUUCAAAGAAAGAGGUUAAGAAAAUGUUUGACGAAUAUUACAAAUGUAUUGAGGAGGCAAACAAGUCGGAAAAUCGUAUGAAAGAAGCCAUUACCGCAGUUCUUGCACUUGAAGGUCAGCGAGUCGACCUGAAGUGCCCGUCUUGUCAAAGACCAGAUCAGGAUUCUGUCAAGGCUAAACUGUUUUGGCAGCGCGCGAGAAACGUGGACUCGACAACCAUGCAUGUGGACCCUUCAGCGGAAGGUUUCAAACUGAAGAAAGACAUGACGCUAGUCAUAAAAAACGUUGAUGUUACUGACGCGGGACAAUACUUCUGCGUGAAAGAUGGCGAUUCUGAAGUCAUCUACCAGGUAGACGUCCUCUUCCGGGAACCACAACGAACUGUCUCUGAGAAAAAUAUGGAAACGUUACUUCCGGCUCAAAAGUUGAUAGAUCAUAAUCUUGAAGUAUUUACACACUGGUCAGAUUGGGGAGAAUGCGACCAGUGUGACAAACACGGAAAAAGACUGAAAAUAGGGACGUGCAUGGUACAGAAAAUAGACAUGGACAAGCCUAUCGUUCCAGUAGACAUUCCAAUUAUGAGUCUAUAUCCUAGAGGAGUUCCUUGUCGUUCUACGGUAUUGUCAAGACCUGUGGCACAUCUGCCAGGAAUUAAGGGAAGAAAAAGUGAAGUUUUGGACGGUAUAUGCUUUGUUGUAUGUCCAUCGACACCUCCUCCGAUUCAAGUGACAGACAAGAACGGUAAAGUAAUAGAAAUCAUUGAGGGUGGUUACCAUCCGAUUGAUAAACGACCAGAAUUGCCUCCCUUAGUUCAGAGAAAGGUUCUGUAUAAGGCAACUGGAACACAUGUUAAAUUGACAUGUCCCACCAAACAAAGAGGCAAGGUGAGAUGGCAAAGAGGUGAAAGGCCUAUAAAUACAGCUACGAUACGACGUCAAACUAGAGGAAGAGUUUUUGUUGACAAACUGAACCGUUUGCACAUCCGAAAGUUACGUAUACGUGACAGCGCCCCCUAUCAUUGCUGGGUUUGGCAACGGCAUGUUGGAGCAUUUAAAUUGAUAGGCUUUAAAAAGAUGAAUGAUAAUUUAAAACAUUAUAUUACUUAUGCAGGUCUGUUUUUAACGAUUAUUGCUUUCCCUAUAUAUUGCGCGUGCAAACUUUGUCUGGCGAAACCGAAAGCAAAGAGGCGAAAAAGAUGA